CGAUGGUACAGCAGAGACUGCACGCGUUCGCGGCGCCCCGAUUUCCUAUAACCCGUCCAUAAAGCCAGCAUGACACCGGAACAGUCAUUAUCGAUAUGCCGCGUUCUUCCCCAGACCCUUUCGUUGCGUCCCCUUCCUCCCCGAGCAACCCCGUGAAGAAACAUUCCUGCUACACCUACCGCCAACUGCAGCUCCUUCGGCAAAGUUCGACAGCCUCUCCGCUCCGGGUAAUCGCCCAUGUUGAUCUGGAUGCUUUCUACGCUCAAUGCGAGAUGGUGCGGCUGCAAACGCCGCGAGAAAUACCCCUCGCAGUCCGGCAGUGGGACUCGCUUAUCGCGAUCAACUAUCCAGCGCGAGCUUUUGGGAUAACCCGGAUGAUUUCCGCGAAGGAAGCGCGAAAUCUUUGUCCGGAAGUUGUUUUGCAGCAUGUUGCUACGUUCCGAGAAGGCGAAGGUGGGAAAUGGGCGUACAGGGAUGAUGCUUAUAAGAGGAUGAAUACGGAUAAAGUGUGUUUGGAUCCGUAUCGGGCGGAAUCUCGCAAGAUCUUGAAAGUUAUGAGGGAGGAUCUGGCGAGGUGGUAUGCAGAUCUGGUAGAGGGAGAACAGGGACUGGGUCCCCAGGUUCAGAUACAGCAAGCGAACGUUGAAAAAGCCAGCGUCGAUGAAGUUUUCAUCGAUUUGUCCCCGCUGGUUUAUGGAGUCCUUCUUCAGCGGUAUCCAGAAUUACGGAACGGACCUGAUUGUGAUGACCGUAUCGCUUUGCUGCCCCGCCCUCCUACAACGGCGCUGGAAUGGAACCAGGGUGAUUGCCUAGUAGAUUUAGAUGAUAACGAAACGGAGGUGGAUGAUCCCGAUUGGGAUGAUAUUGCAAUGCUUAUAGGGUCCGAAAUUGUUCGAUCGGUUCGCACAGCUGUCUGGGAUAAACUGAGAUAUACGUGCUCUGCAGGUAUUGCAAAGAACAAGAUGAUGGCAAAACUGGGGAGCUCCAGUAACAAACCGGACAAACAGACCAUUGUGCGCAAUCGUGCCAUCCAGAAGUUUUUGGCGGGCUUUAAGUUUACCAAAAUACGAAUGCUUGGGGGCAAACUGGGGGAUCAGGUUACGGCUCUAUUUGGGACCGAGCAAGUCAGCGACCUUUUACAGGUUACGGUAGAACAGUUCCGGGCCAAACUGGAUGAUGAUACUGCUAAUUGGCUAUAUGGAAUCAUCCGCGGCGAGGAUCGGAGCGAAGUCAACCCCAGGACACAAAUUAAAUCUAUGCUAUCCGCAAAGUCUUUCAGACCGAGUAUCAACUCCAUCGAGCAGGCGGAAAGGUGGCUGCGGAUCUUUGCAGCCGAUAUCUAUGGACGUCUUGUGGAGGAUGGUGUGCUUGAGCACCGACGCCGUCCGAAGACUAUCGCUCUGCAUCAUAGGCAAGGUGCACAGGUUCGCUCUCGCCAAAGCCCCAUUCCUGGCUCAACGCCGAUCGACGAAACAUUACUUUUCGAACUCGGUAGGACAUUGCUCCGGCAAGUUAUCGGUGAUGGACGUGCCUGGCCUUGCGCAAAUUUGUCUCUGAGCGUCGGUGGGUUUGAAGAUGGGGUUGGCAAUAACAAAGCAAUAGAUUCAUUCCUUCUCAAGGGAGACCAGGCUAAGUACAUCGGUCAUUCUGCAAAGGACCGUGCUACAGAAAGCCUACCAGAGAUGCUAGAACCAAGUGAGAAACGGAGAAAAGUUGAGGAAGAUGGCAUAAAACGCUUCUUCAACCAAGCUCCCGGAAUCAGCACAAAGCAACAGCUGAGCGAAGGUGAAUCGGUGAUACUCGCGACGGGUCCCGAAGAAAACAGAGAAAGCAUGCUUCCAUCCGUGGAUCCAUGUAAUACUGAGCUGGCAGGACUGGCGACGGGAUUCUAUAUUUGUGAUCGUUGCGGCAAUUCGGUACCGGACGUUGAGAGGAACGAACACGAUGACUGGCAUUUUGCUAAGGAGUUAGAAAGAGAAGAAAGGCAAGCAGCCAUGAGAUCCCAGCAAACAGCACGCCCGCCAAAUAAUACGAGAUCCUCUAGCGCUCGCGGCAGACCUGGCCGUAAUAAUCGGGGUAAACCUGAGAAAGGGCAAAGGCGUCUCGCCUUCGGAUAAUGCCAUUGAAUUCGACUCGCUUAUCCCUCCUAACAUCUAGAUCGGCUGGGCGAACAAAAAGAAUUUUUGCUCAUUCAGGCGAGCCUGAUUUCCCCGAGGUUUGUCUGCGCCUGUUCCAGUCGUUGGGCCGGGGGGGGGGGGGAGAUAACAUGCUAUUGUCUCUUUUCCCCC
Molecule: messenger RNA, 2288 nt
Organism: Aspergillus alliaceus
Lineage: Eukaryota; Fungi; Ascomycota; Eurotiomycetes; Eurotiales; Aspergillaceae
Product: DNA-directed DNA polymerase eta
Exons: 1
Coding region: 96-2117 (673 amino acids)
Biological process (GO): response to radiation; error-prone translesion synthesis
Cellular component (GO): site of double-strand break; nucleus; replication fork
Molecular function (GO): damaged DNA binding; DNA-directed DNA polymerase activity
Source: RefSeq, a predicted model, not a curated record